AUGGGUUCUUUGAAAAAGAAUGGCGGCGUAAGCGGUGCGAUUCUGUCGAGGAUAGCGACCAACGAUCAACACGGCGAGAACUCAGAAUAUUUUGAUGGGUGGAAAUCUUACGACAAAGAUCCCUUUCACUUUUCUCGUAAUCCCCAUGGUGUUAUCCAAAUGGGUCUUGCAGAGAAUCAGCUUUGCUUAGAUUUGAUCAAAAACUGGAUCAAAGAGAACCCAAAAGCUUCCAUUUGCACCGCUGAGGGUGUUCAUCAGUUCAGCGACAUCGCUAAUUUCCAAGACUAUCAUGGCCUUAAAGAAUUUAGAGAGGCGAUCGUAAAAUUCAUGGGAAAAGCAAGAGGUGGUAGAGUGACGUUUGAUCCGGAGAGGGUAGUUAUGAGCGGCGGUGCCACCGGAGCCAAUGAAACAAUAAUGUUCUGCCUCGCAGAUCCCGGCGACGUUUUUCUUGUUCCCUCCCCUUACUACGCUGCAUUUGAUAGAGACUUGAGGUGGCGUACAGGUGUCGAGACAAUCCCAGUUCAUUGUUACAGCUCCAACAAUUUCAAAUUAACCGUCGAGGCCGUCGAAUGGGCCUACAACAAAGCCCAAGAGUCCAACAAAAAAGUCAAAGGUCUAAUUUUGACCAACCCAUCAAACCCGCUCGGUACAAUGUUAGACAAGGACACACUCGAGAACUUAGUCCGGUUCGUCACGAGGAACAACAUUCACUUAGUCGUUGACGAGAUCUACGCCGCCACGGUCUUCGCUGGAGAAACUUUCGUGAGCGUCGCUGAGGUGGUCAACAACGCGGACAGCUCCGAAGUCAACGUUGACUUGAUUCAUAUCGUCUAUAGUCUUUCUAAAGACAUGGGACUUCCUGGUUUUAGAGUCGGUAUAGUGUAUUCUUACAACGACUCGGUUGUGUCAUGCGCAAGAAAAAUGUCGAGUUUUGGACUAGUUUCGUCCCAGACACAGCUCAUGCUUGCUUCAAUGUUGUCUGAUGAUCGGUUCGUGGAGAAUUUCCUUAUAGAAAGCUCGAGAAGGUUGGGGAUAAGGCACGGAGUUUUUACCUUAGGACUCAAGAAAACAGGGAUUACUUGCUUGACAAGCAGCGCGGGUUUAUUCGUGUGGAUGGAUCUGAGACAUCUACUAAGAGAUCGUAAUUCAUUUGAGUCUGAGAUCGAGCUUUGGCGUAUAAUCAUCAACAAAGUUAAGCUUAAUGUUUCGCCAGGGUCUUCCUUCCACUGCACGGAACCUGGAUGGUUUAGGGUUUGCUUUGCCAACAUGGAUGAUGAUACUCUCCACGUAGCACUUCAACGAAUUCAAGAUUUCGUGUCCAAGAACAACAACAAGAUCGUUGAGAAAACAUCGGAUAGUGAUCAGAUAAUUCAGAACAAUAACGCUAAGAAGCAGAAAUGGAGGCAGGGAAAUCUCCGACUAAGUUUCCGACGACUUUACGAGGAUGGACUCUCGUCACCGGGGAUUAUGUCACCACACUCACCUCUUCUCAAAGCAUGA
Messenger RNA from Microthlaspi erraticum, 1500 nucleotides. The record is from the annotation of a GenBank genome assembly. Lineage: Eukaryota; Viridiplantae; Streptophyta; Magnoliopsida; Brassicales; Brassicaceae.